Molecule: messenger RNA, 1893 nt
Organism: Populus euphratica (Euphrates poplar)
Lineage: Eukaryota; Viridiplantae; Streptophyta; Magnoliopsida; Malpighiales; Salicaceae
Product: Melibiase family protein
Exons: 15
Coding region: 202-1506 (434 amino acids)
Biological process (GO): carbohydrate metabolic process
Molecular function (GO): hydrolase activity, hydrolyzing O-glycosyl compounds
Source: RefSeq, a predicted model, not a curated record
CAACAAGUCUAUCCAUGAAUUAUUAUUUUCUAUUAUAAAAUAGAUUAUUCCCGAUAGCUCUUCAUAUCCCCGUCACUUUGUGUGUUACGUCCUGUCCGAGUCAAAGUGAUUCAGUCAAUCAAGCAUCCUCUCUGUUUUGGUUACAGAACCAGAAGAUCAUAAGAUUGAUAGAAAAGUAUUUUGUUUGAUUACAUUAGAUUAAUGGGAAAGAAGAUUACGUGUUACUUUGUGUUGUUUCUAUUAGGUUCAAGUUUAUCAUGGGUACUUAAGGUGGCAUUUGCAGGGAGCAUAGCGCCUCUUUUGCAGGGAUACGAGGAAGGGAGUUAUGGGUAUAGCAGAUCAUUCAAUAACGUUUUUUCUACUUCAAAUUAUGGGAUUUUCCAGCUCAAUAAUGGAUUGGCUAGAACUCCUCAGAUGGGAUGGAAUAGCUGGAAUUUCUUUGCCUGCAAUAUCAAUGAAACCGUCAUCAAGGAAACAGCUGAUGCACUUAUUUCAACCGGCUUGGCUGAGUUGGGUUAUGUGUAUGUCAACAUAGAUGAUUGCUGGUCUUCCACAAAACGAGAUUCAAAGGGUCAACUGAUCCCUGAUCCAAAAAUCUUUCCAUCUGGAAUUAAAGCUCUUGCUGAUUAUGUUCAUGAGAAGGGCCUUAAGCUUGGCAUUUAUUCUGAUGCUGGGGCUUUUACAUGUCAAGUUCGACCAGGAUCGCUUUUCCAUGAAAAAGAUGAUGCAGAACUUUUUGCUUCUUGGGGUGUAGAUUAUUUGAAGUAUGACAACUGUUUCAAUUUGGGCAUCAAUCCAAAAGAAAGAUAUCCACCAAUGCGUGAUGCUCUAAACUCAACUGGACACACAAUUUUUUAUUCACUUUGUGAAUGGGGAGUAGAUGACCCUGCAUUAUGGGCUGGUAAAGUUGGAAAUAGUUGGCGUACAACAGAUGACAUCAAUGAUUCAUGGGCAAGCAUGACUACCAUAGCCGAUCUGAAUGAUAAAUGGGCAUCCUAUGCUGGACCUGGUGGAUGGAAUGAUCCUGAUAUGUUGGAAGUUGGCAAUGGCGGUAUGACUUACCAUGAGUAUCGUGCUCAUUUUAGUAUCUGGGCCUUAAUGAAGGCCCCCCUUUUGAUUGGUUGUGAUGUAAGAAACAUGACUGCAGAAACUAUUGAAAUUCUAACCAACAAGGAGAUCAUUGCUGUAAAUCAAGAUCCGCUAGGGAUUCAGGGAAGGAAGGUUUAUUCUACCGGAACUGAUGGCUGCCUACAGGUCUGGGCAGGUCCUUUGUCUGGCCAUCGCAUAGUUGUUGCUCUCUGGAAUCGAUGUUCAAAAGCUGCAACUAUCACCGCUGGAUGGGAUGCACUUGGGCUCGAAUCCAGCACUAGUGUCAGUGUAAGAGACCUGUGGCAGCACAAAGAUAUCGUGGGAGACGCAGUGGCAUCAUUUGGUGCUCAAGUCGAUGCUCAUGAUUGCCAGAUAUUUAUUUUUACUCUGCAGUCAGUGUACCGCUCUGAAAUUUAGUUUCUAUAUGGACACCAGUGGUUGAAGAUCGUGGGGUGAUUUUGCUCUCCCGUGCAUGGCAAGGAAUGUAAUUUGAUCACAUAGAAGAAAGUCGUUUUAUACCCAUUUGUAAAGCACUUGUGGAUUGUGAGUAAUCAAUCAAUCGUGAGACCCUGUACAAUCUCGGGCUGGAACUUUGUAAAGAUAUUGUGUGGACAAAAAAUAACUGCUGUCCUGCCCUAGAUUUCUAUUGUUUGAUAACAAUUCUGCUGGGAAUAUUUUUCAUUUCACUGAUUCAAACAGGUUCAUAUUUGAUUGAGAGCUCUGAAAGAUGAGCUUAUUUGACCAAUGGUUUGUUGUGCUGUGCUGUGUUGAUCUUCUGAUCUAAAAUGACAAUGAUUAAGGGAA